CGUGAUGCCGAACCAUACUACGAAUAUUACAAACGCGACGCUAACCACGAAAAACGUGAUGCCGAACCAUACUACUACGAAUAUUACAAACGUGACGCUAACCACGAAAAACGUGAUGCCGAACCAUACUAUUACGAAUAUUACAAACGCGACGCUAACCAUGAAAAGCGUGAUGCCGAGGCCAACCAUGAAAAACGUGAUGCCGAGGCCAACCGUGAAAAACGUGACGCUCACCAAGAAAAGCGUGACGCCCAACCCUACUACUACACUUACUACAAACGUGACGCUCAACCCUACUACUACACUUACUACAAACGUGACGCCCAACCCUACUACUACACUUACUACAAACGUGAUGCCCAACCCUAUUACUACUACUAUUAA
Molecule: messenger RNA, 384 nt
Organism: Acaulospora colombiana
Lineage: Eukaryota; Fungi; Glomeromycota; Glomeromycetes; Diversisporales; Acaulosporaceae
Source: the annotation of a GenBank genome assembly